This is a messenger RNA of Cetraspora pellucida, 1578 nucleotides long. Lineage: Eukaryota; Fungi; Glomeromycota; Glomeromycetes; Diversisporales; Gigasporaceae. The record is from the annotation of a GenBank genome assembly.
AUGCAAAGUUUCUCCAAACUUAAAUUCAUAAAGAACCCAACCUACAAAAAAUUCGGUCAUGCGAUAGUUUUAUCCUUAACAUUAAAUUGGCGGUCACUCGGUUUUAUGCCGAAUGCACGAAAAAUUUCAAUGUUAAAAACGCAUCAAAGUAUAAAAACAAAUUAUUGUCCAGGAUGUGGUUCAAUAUUUCAAACUGAAGAUCAGAAAAAGCCAGGUUAUUUAGUCGUUCCUUCAUCAACUCCCAAAAAACCUAAAAUUAAAACCAGUUCAAAUCAAUUAAAUAAUGAAGAGAUUGAAAAGAUUAUCAGAUUAAUGCCAGAUGAUAUAAAAAAAAAGCUCUAUCCAGCAGGGGAAAUUGUAGAUACAGAUUCAUUGGAAUCGAUGGAAGAACGAAAUGAAAAGCAAAAGGAUGAAAGGAUAUUUUGUCAUCGUUGUUAUAAUUUACUCAACUAUAAUCGUGUGACCACUGAUACGUGGCAAGAAUCAUUGACUACCGAUAAAUCAAUAUUAUCAUUUUUGAAAAAGAAGGAAGAUGCUGUAAUCGUCACAGUAGUAGAUAUUUUUGAUUUUCCAGGGUCACUUUUAGAAGACCUUGAUAUUCUAAUCGGUACGGAUAAACAAAAUAUUUUAGUUGCAAACAAGAUGGACCUCCUUCCUAAUGACGUAAAUGAAAUGCGAAUCAAACGAUGGUUAUAUGAGAAAUGCAAAAAAUUUGGUCUUACAAAUAUCAGUGACAUAUUUCUAAUAAGCGCAAAAAAAAAUUGGAAAAUUCAAGAACUAGCACAAACUAUGUCCACAAUUAGAAGUGGAUUUGACGAUAUUUAUCUUAUUGGAAAAACGAAUGUUGGAAAAUCUGAAUUAAUUAAUAGUUUCUUAAGAUGUUUGAUAGUUGAUGGGUGGCGACAUAAAGUAACAUCAUCACCAAUACCAGGUACAACCAUGGGAAUGUUAGGAUUACCGUUGACAUUAUUCAAGGAAACUUUUGGUGUUAAUCCGAAAGGAUUUCAUUUUCCUCAAACAAGCAAACAUUUAUUUGAUACUCCAGGGAUCAUAAAUAAGAAUCAAUUGAUCAAUCUUUUGACUGAGGAAGAAUUAAAAAUUACCAUUCCCCAAAAGUAUAUUAAACCGUUAACGUUCGCCUUAACACCUGGAAAAACUGUAUUUUUGGAAGGUCUAGGACGGAUAGAUUAUGUUGAUGGGCAGAAACCGAUUCGUAUCACUGUAUUUAGUAGAUUAAAGCCUCAUCUCACAUCUAUGAGACGAGCAGACGAAAUAUGUCAAUCUAUGGCUGUAGGCGAUCAAACAUUUUUACAACCACCAAUAUUUUCAUCAAAGAGAAAGGAAUUAUUCCCGGCAAUGAUUAAAUGCAUAAAAAAUUAUGCAAUGAAAGGUACACCAGGAACAAUGAGUGUUAAAGAUGUGGUAUUUUCGGGAGUUGGAUGGAUCUCAUUUGGUGGCAUGUUCGAUAAGGCUGUUAUUGAUAUUUGGUCGCCCAAUGGAAUGGGAAUUUAUAUUAGAGAUAAACCUUUGUUACCUUUUGAAUUUAAAGGUAAGUAUGAAAGUUCUAAGCUAUAUUAG